AUGGGGAACCUCCUUAGUCUCGAGGAAAUAAAUUUGAGUCGAAAUCACUUCACUGGCCUCGUACCUUCUUCUUUCUCUAAUAUCACUUCGUUGAAAUUGCUUAUUCUUGGCAACAAUAGCUUCACAGGUGGAAUACCGGAAGAGAUUGGUAACACUAAGUUAGAGGAAUUAGUAUUACAUUUCAAUCACUUAACAGGUCCCAUUCCAGGAGCAAUCUUCAACAUGUCAACACUGCGACGUCGGCUCUCACUUGUGGUGAAUCAGCUUUCUGGAAAUCUUCCAUCAAACAUAGGCCAUUCAUUACCCAACCUUGAAGGACUUUUUUUAGGAGGAAAUACCCUCAGCGGAAUUCUUCCUCACACUAUAUCCAAUGCUUCCAAUCUCAUUAAAUUAGAGCUUUCGGAAAACAUGUUCAGUGGUUCAGUUCCCAACUCCCUUGGUAACUUGGCGCGUCUCGAAUAUCUAGGCAUUUAUCAAAACAAUUUCAUCAGUGAAUCUUCUUCCUCUCCAGAAUUGAGCUUCCUGACUUCUUUGACAAAUUGUCCACGCUUAACAGAACUGCAGAUAGCUGAUAACCCUCUAAAUGGCACCCUUCCCGUUUCCAUUGGUAAUCUCUCCUCUUCAUUCGAAACUUUUAAUGCAACUUAUUGUGGGAUUGAGGGAAAUAUUCCUAAUGAAAUUGGUAAUUUAAGCAAUUUGGCAUCAUUGUAUUUAACUGGCAAUCACUUGACUGGGUUUAUUCCCAUAUCCAUCAAAGGGUUAAGGAAACUCCAAAGGUUGUAUCUUGACAAUAAUGGGAUAGUGGGAUCUAUUCCUGAGGUUCUCUGCCAAUUAUUCAACCUGGGUUUGAUAAGUUUGAGUGAAAAUAGUCUUUUUGGUCUAAUUCCAGAAUGCUUAGGGAAUGUUUCUUCCCUAAGAUAUAUAUAUCUAGGAUCCAACAGAUUAACUUCACCCAUACCUGCAACCCUUUGGAGCCUUGAAUAUCUUUUGGAGUUAAACAUCUCCUCAAACUCUUUAAGUGGAUAUUUACCCCCAGAGAUUGGAAGUUUUAAAGUUGCUACCGAAAUUGAUCUAUCAAAGAAUCAAUUCACAGGAAAUAUUCCUAACACCAUUGGCGGCUUGCUAGAUAUAAUGAAUCUUUCUUUGGCAAAUAAUAGGCUACAAGGACCAAUUCCGGACAUAUUUCGAAGCAUGGUAGCCUUGGAAUUCUUGGAUCUUUCUCAUAACAACCUUUCUGGUGUGAUCCCCCGGUCGUUAGAGACACUAUUGCAUCUUAAAUAUUUUAAUGUAUCUUUCAACAAACUAAGAGGAGAAAUCCCCACUGGAGGACCUUUUGCAAACUUCACGAAUCAAUCGUUUAUGUCGAAUGAAGCAUUGUGCGGUGCCCCUCAGUUCCAAGUCUUGCCAUGCGAUACUAGCACUCAUCAUAGAUCAAGGAUAAAAAGAGUGCUUCUCGUCUUGUUGCUGAUUGCAUCAAUAUUUCUUGUCUUGAUGGUUGCAUUUGUAUAUUUGAGAUGUCGAAAGAAAAACAAAACUCCAAUUCAAACUGGUUCAAUACUUGCAACUGAAAGAGAAAGAAUUACAUACCAUGAACUUCUACAAGCAACUGAUGGGUUUGGAGAAAGCAACUUGCUUGGCAUCGGGAGUUUCGGUUCAGUUUAUAAAGGUAUGCUGAUUGAUGGAACUAUUUUGGCUGUAAAGGUAUUCAAUCUGCAGCUAGAAGGUGCUUUUGAGACUUUUGAAACAGAAUGUGAAAUUUUGCGCAACAUCCGACACAGAAAUCUCACAAAAAUCCUUAGCAGUUGUUCUAACUUUGAUUUCAAAGCCUUGAUACUCCAGUACAUGUCUAAUGGGAGCCUUGAAAAGUGGUUGUAUUCUCACAACCACUUCUUGGAUAUCUUGCAGAGGUUAGAUAUAAUGAUAGAUGUGGCAUGUGCAAUCGACUAUCUCCACAAUGGUUAUUCAACGACUAUUGUUCACUGUGAUUUGAAGCCAAGCAAUGUCCUUCUAGAUGAAGAUAUGGUUGCACAUGUGAGUGAUUUUGGAAUUGGGAAGUUCUUGGGUGAUGAAGAGAGUAUUACACUAACCGAGACACUAGCUACAUUUGGGUAUAUUGCACCAGAAUAUGGAAUUGAAGGAUUAGUAUCCACAAGGUGUGAUGUUUACAGUUAUGGCAUUAUGUUAAUGGAAACAUUUACAAGAAGGAAACCAACUGAUGAAUUAUUUGCUGGAGAGUUGACCCUCUGGGGUUGGGUAAAGGAGUCUUUACCCAAUGCUGCAAUUCAGGUCAUAGACUCCAACUUGCUAAGGCCAAAGGAAGAAGACUUUACUACAAAGGUGCAGUGUGCGUCGUACAUCAUGGAAUUAGCUCUGAAUUGCUCUUCAGAAUCACCUCAGGAAAGGAUGCGUAUGGGUGAUGUUCUAGCAGCACUCAAGAAGAUUAGACUUUGGUUCCUAGCUAACCGUGCGUAG
Cornus florida is the source of this 2472-nucleotide messenger RNA. Its product is annotated as probable LRR receptor-like serine/threonine-protein kinase At3g47570. Gene Ontology annotation, molecular function: ATP binding; protein kinase activity; protein binding. Gene Ontology annotation, biological process: protein phosphorylation. NCBI's taxonomy places the organism in Eukaryota, Viridiplantae, Streptophyta, Magnoliopsida, Cornales, Cornaceae. The transcript has 3 exons. The record is from RefSeq and is a predicted model, not a curated record. The coding region runs from base 1 to 2472 and encodes 823 amino acids.